Messenger RNA from Ornithorhynchus anatinus (platypus), 6689 nucleotides. RefSeq names its product kinesin family member 26A (gene KIF26A). Gene Ontology annotation, molecular function: microtubule binding; ATP binding; microtubule motor activity. The coding region runs from base 1 to 5427 and encodes 1808 amino acids. The transcript has 17 exons. Gene Ontology annotation, biological process: microtubule-based movement. Lineage: Eukaryota; Metazoa; Chordata; Mammalia; Monotremata; Ornithorhynchidae. The record is from RefSeq and is a predicted model, not a curated record.
AUGGCGCUGCCCAAGCCGGCCGAGCCCCCCGCCGGGGGUCCCAGGACGCCCUCCAGCCUGCUGGACAUCGGGGCGCUCUGCCUGGACUCGGACAUCAUCCUGGGGUUCACCAGCCACCUUCUGCGGAGGAGAGCCAAGGUGGCCGAGGGCGGCCCCGGCAGGACCGGACCCGGCGAGGAGCGUUGCGGUAGCCGGCCCGCCCCCGAGGGCGCCGGGCCCGGGGCCGGACAGGGCGGCGAGCCUGCCCACUGCGAGCAGGCCGGGAGAGGAGGCUGGUGCCACCACUGCCAGACCAAGCUCACCGAGCUCAAGAGACAAGCCUGGAAGCUGGUCAGCGGGCCCGGGACGCCUCUCCUGGAUCCCAGAUUAUCAGCUUUGAUUCUGGACAAAGUCCACAUGGCCGGAGCCCUGCAGGAGACGAGGCCAGAGGGCGAGACCCGAUGCGACGUAUGUGCGGCUCACCUGAACCAGCUGAAGCAGGAGGCCAUUCGGACCAUCCAGGGCCCCUCGCCGGGCGGCCCCGGAACCCGAACGGUCAUUCAGAGCGGGGUGCCACCCACCACCCCCUCACAGCGGGCCCCAGCUCUGCCGUCGGGCCAGGCCGGGAGGCUCCUCACCGGGCCGGAGAGGCACAAGGGCGGCACGUGGGCGGCGGGGCCCGGGGCGUUCCCCGGUCCCAGUGUGCAGGUGACUGUAGGGACCGGCGGACUUGGGGGCGCGCUGAGUUCGGUGACGAUCCAGGCCCAGCAGUACCUAGAGGGCAUGUGGAGCCUGUCGAGGUCCAACGGCUUCCUCCCUGCUGCGUGUCUAGCAGAUGCUUCAGCGGAGAGGGACCGAGAUGGUUCCCAGGGCCAACCGCCCUCUGGACCGCGCCCCUGCAACCACAAUGGAUCCUGCGCUGCCUUGAACUCGCAGGCCCUGAUGGCACCCUCUGGGGUGUCCCCGGGGGCCUCGGCCGCAGCCUCGUUCUUCAUCAGAGCGGCCCAGAAGCUCAACCUGUCCUCGAAGCGGAAAAAGUACCCCCCACCCCUGGCCCCAGCCCACGAGGCCUCGGUCUAUGGAACCAACUUCAGUGGUGUCCUGCAGCUCUGCCCACCUCCAGCGCCGCCCUGCCUGCUCAGGGCCGUAUCCAAGAUGAAGGACACUCCGGGCAUUGGAAAGGUAAAGGUGAUGGUGAGGAUCUGCCCUUCUGAAGGAGCGGCCAACUCGUCCGAGUCCAUGUCCUUCCUGAAGGUGGAUCCCCGGCGGAAGCAGAUCACCCUCUCCGAGCCAGCGGCCAAUGGGCCUUCCGGAGCCGGACCCCGGAGGACCGCGGCCAUCACCGCCGUCCCAAAGAUGUUUGCCUUCGAUGCUGUGUUUCCUCAGGACGCAUCUCAGGCCGAGGUGUGCUCGGGCACGGUGGCCGAAGUCAUCCAGUCUGUCGUGAACGGGGCCGACGGCUGCAUCUUCUGCUUCGGCCAGGUCAAGCUCGGUAAAUCCUACACCAUGUUCGGGAGAGAUGCCUCCACCCAGACCCUGGGUAUCGUGCCCUGUGCCAUCUCCUGGCUCUUCAAGCUGACCCACGAGCGCAAGGAGAAGACUGGGGCCCGUUUUUCCAUCCGUGUCUCCGCCGUGGAGAUCAGUGGCAAAGACGAAACCCUGAAGGACUUGUUGGCGGACGUCGCCAGUGGCAGUCUGCAGGAUGGCCAGUGCCCGGGGGUCUACCUCCGCGAGGACCCCGUCUGUGGGACGCAGCUCCAAAACCAAAGCGAGCUCCGGGCCCCGACGGCAGAGAAGGCCGCUCUGUUCCUGGACGCUGCACUGGCCGCCCGGAGCACCAGCCGACCAGACUGUGAUGAGGAGGACAGGAGGAACUCUCACAUGCUCUUCACCCUCCAUAUCUACCAGUACCGCAUGGAGAAAAACAGCAAAGGAGGAAUGUCUGGGGGCCGCAGCCGCUUGCAUCUCAUCGACCUGGGCAGCUGUGAGAAAGUGCUGAGCAAGAGUCGAGACCCCGGAGGCUCCCUGUGCCUGUCUCUGUCCGCCCUGGGCAACGUCAUCUUGGCCUUGAUCAACGGGGCUAAACAUGUGCCAUACAAGGACAACAAGCUGACGAUGCUGCUGCGAGAAUCUCUGGGAAACAUCAACUGCCGGACCACCAUGAUCGCUCACCUCUCUGACUCCCCCGCCCUCUACGCCGAGACCCUCACCACCGCGCAGCUCGCCUCACGCAUCCACCGGCUCAGGAAGAAGAAAUCCAAGUCGGCGUCCAGCUCUUCGGGCGGGGAGAGUUCCUGCGAGGAAGGCCGUGUCCGCCGGCCCCCGCACCUCAGGCCCUUCCACGCUCGGGCGGUGACCCUGGACCCCGGCCUCCCGGCGCUGACCCUCUCCGGCGACCCAGACUACUCUUCCAGCAGCGAGCAGUCCUGCGACACCGUCAUCUACGUGGGGCCCGGCGGGGCGGCCCUGUCCGACCGCGAGCUCACGGACAACGAGGGCCCUCCGGACUUCGUGCCCAUCAUCCCCUCGCUCAACCGGAAGAGGAGCCGGGACCCCCCGCCUCCGCCACGCUCCGACCGGGACCACUUCAAAUGCAACACGUUUGCCGAGCUGCAGGAGCGGCUGGAGUGCAUCGACGGCAGCGAGGAGCCGGCGGCGUUCGCCGGGGCCGGAGAGACGUCCGUCCCCUCUCCUCUGGCUGCCGGGAGGAGGCCCGGGACGGCAUCUCCCAAGAAGGGGCCCGGGUCGCACCCUGCCACCCCCCGGCCCUGCGGGGGCCCUGAGUCGGGGCCGUCCAAGGGAGAGUGGAGGAAGGUGGACUCCGGCCCGGAGGGGACAGGAGAAAAUGGGGUGACCGGGGGUCUGAUCGCUCUGGAACUGAAGGACAGAGCGUCCUGCGGGCGGGGCCCCCCGCCCGGCCCGGGCCCCCCGCCCCCCCCGCAGAAGGACGCGGGCUUGCCUGAGGAUACGUCACCGGAGGCCGACGGCGGUGGCGGCGGUCCGGUCCGGACCCCACCCGUGGGCAUGAGCCAGCAGCCCCUUGGUCAGCAGGCGAGAGGACGAGGCGCGGAGCCGUCCGCGGCCGGGGCCGUCGAUGUCCGCAGCCUGCGCGGGGCGAGCCUGGACCGGGACAUCCUGACCACCACGGUGACGCUGCAACAGCCGGUGGAGCUGAAUGGCGAGGACGAGCUGGUGUUCACCCUGGUGGAGGAGUUGUCCAUCCGAAGCCUGGUGUCCAGCCGCCGGCCCGCCAGCCUCAUCAGCUUCAGCAGCGACUGCUCGCUGCAGGCGCUGGCCUCGGGCUCCAGGCCGGUCAGCAUCAUCAGCAGCAUCAACGACGAGUUCGACGCCUACACGGCGCAGGCCGCCGCGGCCACCGCCGGGACCAGUCUGGACAUCGAGGUCUCCGUCGGGGUCGGGGGCAGCCGGCGUUCCUCCAUCAGCUCCUGGCUGAGUGACGUCAGCCUCGGCCCAGGCCCGGCGGGGGAGGCUCGGGGGUCCUCGGGCUGCCCCCAGCUCGAGGGUCCUCUCACGCAGGGCCCGUCCGGCAGUCCCCUGACCCCGGAAUGCUCGCCCACAGAUGACCGUAGCCUGUGCACCCUCGAGCCGGGCGCGGAGGGCCCUGGGACCCUACCUUCCCCCGUGCGGACCCCAGGGAGAAUCCCGUGUGGGCCCCCGCACAGUGGGAGCCUCCACCGCAGCCUCCCACGCGGGGCUCCCCUCUCCCCCGACGGCCCAUUUGGGGACCCGUGGCUGGCUCGGGAGGACGACUCGGGGGACGGCGCAGGCGCCGGCCGCAGGGCUCGGGGGGAGGGCGGGGGUGGCGCCCGCCGGAUGGCCUGCUCCCCGCUGGUCUCUGCUGGACCGCAGAGGGUCGUGGAUGGCUGCGAGACGUCAGGCCGGGCCGCCGCGGGGGAACCGGGGUCAGCGGGGCCGGGGGUCGGCCUCCAACACGGGCAGAGGGCCGGGCCGCCCCAGGACCGGGGAGCCUGCCCGAUCUGGGGGGCCGGAGCGGAGGCGGAUGCCACCUGGGCCGCCGGCAGCCCACGGGGGUCCGGGGCCAAGAGGAACGGCCGCCAGAAGACCAGCCUCCUUCCGCGACCCGGCGGGACCGGACCACCCGCCCCGCCCGUCCGCAAGUCCAGCCUGGAACCCAAGCCUGGGUCAGCUGAGCCCCCCCGGGCGACGGCCCCCGGCCCCUGGGCGGAGGAAGAGGUCGACGUGCGACCCCGGGCUGGGGCCGGUGACCUCAAGGGCCCGAGGGCCACUUCGAGUCUGAAGGGGCGGACGGCCCGGAGCGAGUCCGCCCUCCCGCCGCGUGGCGGGGGCUCCACCCCGGCCCUGGAACGCUGCGACAGCCUGUUGUCCCUCGGGGGCCGGGCCCGGCCCGGCCCCAAGCUACCUUCUGCCGGCGGCAAGAGCCGCAGCCUUCCCGCCGGCGGGGCCAGGACCCUCGGACCCGCGGCCAAGCCGCCGGUGCCGUCGGGGGGCAAGAGCCCCGGGACGCCUCCGGGCGGGAAGGGCUGUGGCGGCAAGCCGGGCCGGGGCACCGUGAUGGGCACCAGGCAGGCCCUGAGGGCGGCCCACAGCCGGGUGAACGAGCUGGCCUCGGGUGCCGGCGGGCGGGGUGAGCUCACCCUGCCCUCGCCCUACAGCAAGAUCACGGCGCCCCGCCGCCCGCAGCGCCACAGCAGCGGGCACGGCAGCGACAACAGCAGCGUGCUGAGCGGCGAGCUGCCCCCGGCCAUGGGCAGGACCGCGCUCUUCUAUCACAGCGGCGGCAGCAGCGGCUACGAGAGCAUGAUCCGGGACAGCGAGACCACCGGCAGUGCCUCCUCCACCCACGACUCCAUGAGCGAGAGCGGCCUGUCCUCCACCGGACGGGUCCGCAGCCUCAAGUCACCUAAGAAGAGGUCCACAGGUCUCCAGAGGAGAAGGCUGAUCCCCGCCCCCUUGCCCGAUGCGGCCACCUUGGGGAGGAAACCGAGCCUCACCGGCCAGUGGGUGGACCUACCCCCCCUGCCAGGGACUCUGAAGGAGCCAUUUGAGAUCAAGGUCUAUGAGAUUGAUGACGUGGAACGCUUACAACGGCACAGACAGGACGAGCCUGAGCCCUUCCAGGAUGUCGAGAAGGGCCUGAUGUACUUCAACACGAAGCUGAAAUUGCUGGAGAGGCGGCAGCAGAAGAUCCGGGAAGUGAAAGCCAAGCACGACGUCCUCAAGGAGGAGCUCGAGGAGACCAAGGGCCGGCUGAUGAUCGACCCCAACAAGUGGAAGAAGGAGUUCGAGGUGGACCCCGACCUGGAUAAGGAGUCUCAAGAGUACCUGGAGGCGCUGGAGCUCGUGACGGAGGAGCUGGAGCAGUGCGUGAACUUGUGCAAGUCCCACGUCAUGAUCGUCACUUGCUUUGACAUUGGUGUGGUGGACGCCCAGGAGGUGGAAGUCUGAGGAUGGUUGGGAUGCGGGACAGGGGAAGGGGCGGGAUGUCCCGUAGCCCCGGUGUUUCUGUGAAGAGGAGGAAGAGGAGGAGGAGGUGCAACAGGGGAAGGCUGGAUGUGAAGUUGGGAGAGAAAUGAGGUGGGAACGAUGGGGCGGGAGGGAGGCGUUGGAGGACUGGGAGGUCGGGAAUGUUUCUCAGUGGACGUGGGUGACCAGUGGGCUGAGCAGCGGGUUGGGGAUGGGGACGGGUGAGCUACGUCGGACAGAAGGACACCGGGAAUCUGAGAACAGACGGGGACAUUGAAACAGCCGCAAUCAAAGUGCCUUUUAAGAAGCAUUCGAUUUUAAAGAAUUUUCCUUUUGUAUUUGGUGCUAGAAUUAAAGCCAGCAGACCGUCAAAUGUAUUCCUAUGAACUAUUUUCUACUGUAUAGUGUAUUUAUGACUAUAUGUAAAAACAUUGUAGCGAGAGCAAUAACUAAAUUAUGUUUUCAUACCUGAACUUGCCUUCUUGUUUCAUAGGAAAGCUGUUUUAUGUAGCAGAACUAAAAUUGUAUUAUAACUGUUGUCUUUGGUUAGGAGUGGAGAUAUUUUUAUGGACAUUUUAUCUACUGAGAAGGUGUUUUAUGAACUUUCAGUCCGAUUGCUGUUCCGCCCGGUUUUUUAUAUUCUUCCUUUUCCAGACCAAAAUAAAGAUUGCUUUUCUGGGUUUUGAUAGAGAUGGCUACAAACUGUUCUCCUCCUUGGUUUAGGGACCCUCAUUCACCACAAGCCUAGUAUUUCUGAUGUUUAGGCCUGAACUUCCUUCAGCUGUGAGAAUCAAUGUUCAAAUUUUGUACCAAAAUCACUGAGUAAAGACAGGGGCUGCCGGUCGGGGAAAGGAGAGAAGAGAAUUUUGCAAACGUUUCGUGACUUGCAUAUUUUUCUAAGGUUUUCACAGCCAUGGCGGGAUUUGCAUUAAAAACUCUGUGGCUAAAAUAGUCGAUCUCUUUGCGGUUUUUCUAAGGAAGACAGACCCUCAGGAUUCCACUUGGACAUGCUGCAUGAGAGUUGUGUUUUUUGAAGGCGGGGGCAGCCUGGCGGAGUCUCCCCGCUGAUACAUUGUUGCCAAACAGAUCCUUCUGUGACAUUGAGUAGGAGAUGGACAAGCAUAUACCAAAUCAUAUUUUCUGAUCGUCUCGCUUUAUAUGGUUUUUCUGAAACCUUUGUAUAAAUGUGUAUUAUAAAGGCUUGCUCCAGCUUUUACCUGUGAAUAAAAGAUUCAUCUAUUGUU